Messenger RNA from Photinus pyralis (common eastern firefly), 1009 nucleotides. Its product is annotated as tRNA methyltransferase 10 homolog A. Gene Ontology annotation, biological process: tRNA N1-guanine methylation. Gene Ontology annotation, molecular function: tRNA binding. The transcript has 5 exons. Bases 139 to 993 code for a protein of 284 amino acids. NCBI's taxonomy places the organism in Eukaryota, Metazoa, Arthropoda, Insecta, Coleoptera, Lampyridae. Gene Ontology annotation, cellular component: nucleus; nucleoplasm. The record is from RefSeq and is a predicted model, not a curated record.
AUUAUCUACCAAAUCGAACCCGUCUGAAUAUGGUUCGAGAGGUUUUGAAAAAGUAACUUUAAAUUUGUAAAUAAAUCAUUCAUGUAGUAUGCUUAGUAUAUUAUUAAUUCAAUAAAUACUCUACUUUGUGUAAUAGAAAUGAAUUCAGAAGGAAAAUUGGAGGAAUCGCCCUCAAAUGUAAAUGAUGAGAAUGUUGCUCAAGAAGAAUUAUUUAAUGGAGUUCCAAUUUCCAAACUAACAAAAACUCAAAUGAAGAAAUAUAAGCGUAUGUUGCAAUGGCAAUCUGUUAAAAAACUGAAACGGGCAAAAGAAAAACUGAAAACGAGGAGUAAAAAGAUUGAAGCUAAAAUGCUCAAUAUUGACAUUGGACCUAGCCGAAAGCAAUUGAAAAAUGCAAAAAUGGCGAACAGUUCCUGCAAAAUUGGUGUGGUUAUCGAUUUAAGCUUUGACGAACUAAUGAUUAAUAAGGAUAUGGGCAAAGUUAUCAAACAAAUUCUUCGUGUUUAUACGGAAAAUCGACGAGCAAGUGCACCAAUGCAGCUGCACCUGACUAGUUUUAUCGGUCGCUGUAAGGAGGAAAUGGCCAAACAUAAUGGGCACGAAAAUUGGGAUAUGCAUUUUCAUGAAAGUAGUUAUUUAGAUGUAUUUCCUAAAGACAAAUUGGUCUACUUAAGUAGUGAAAGUGAUAAUGUGAUAACCGAGCUCGAGCAGGAGAAAGUUUACAUUAUUGGUGGAUUAGUGGAUCACAACUCUCAUAAGGGAGUUUGCCAUCAAAAAGCUGUUAACGAGGGUAUUGCCCAUGGCCAGCUGCCUAUUGGCGAAUAUUUUCAUUCUGUGAGCCGAAAAGUGUUCACUAUUAAUCAGGUUUUUGAAAUCUUACUUCGAGUAAGCGAGGGGAAGACAUUCAAAGAGGCCUUUGAAAUGAUACUGCCAAAGAGGAUAAAUAUGCAACCAACUUUAGAUAAUUCCGAGGAUGAUUCGAAUAAUGAAUAAAGAAAAUAACAUAAAA